CUCACUGAAAUGCAGGCUGAAAGUAGUUAUUACAGCCCUCAGAAAGUAAAAUCUAAAGAAGUUUUAUGCUGGGAACAAGAAGGAACCACAGUUGAGGUCCUUAUGAAAGGUGAACUGUUCUUUGAUUGCCAAAUAGGUUUUGUUGGUUGCCAAGCUAUGUGCCUUAAAGGAAUUAUGGGAAUGAAAGACUUUGAAGAGAACAUGAAUAGGAGUGAUGAAGAGGCCUACUUCUUCAGUUGUGGAGAAAAUUUAAGUGCAAAAGGCAUGACAUACCUCACCAAUUCACUAUUUGAUUACAGAAGUCCAGAAAAUAAUGGUAUUCGUGCAGAAUUCAUAUUGGAUGCCGCUCAUCAUAAGGAGACAUACACAGAGAUAGCUGGAAUGCAGAGGUUUGGGGCUUUCUACGUGGAUUACUUGUACACAAUGGAAAGCACCAGUGGCAAAGCUCCUGGGAAUCAGCAAGACCUUUCUUCAGUAAAGAGUGAAGAUUUCGGAAAUGUUCAAGAGAUGUCUACAAAAAGCCUAAUUGUCGGCCCACUCAAUCUUCGGUUGGAUAGCAGUGCGGUGCACCGGAUAAUGAAAAUGAUAGUUUGUGCUCUGGAACAUGAAUAUGAACCAUACAGCAGAACUAAGCCAGAUAUUAUGGAUCCAAACAGAACUAUGCCAAGCUCAGAAGAAGUGGCAUCAUUGGAGGAAUACAUUCCCACUCGACUUACAGUGUUCACUGUUCUUAAGUGUACAAUUAUAAUCCCUGUGGCAGAAUUCAACCUACUAGACCACUUAAUGCCUGUAAUCAUGGGUGAGAAGAACUUAAGUGGACUGUUAAGUGCUGCAAGUUUCCAGCCCCUGCGACCUUUACCUUCCAUCCGCAUUUUGGUGGAUAAGGUUAACCUGGAGCACUCGGUGCCGAUGUAUGCUGAGCAACUGGUGUACACAGUCAGCAGCCUCGGCCAGCCAUCCGACAACCUGCUUCAUUACUGUUACUCACACUGCUAUCUGAAGAUAUUUGGUUUUCAAGCAGCACUGACUUCUCUGGACAGUAAAGGAUUGUACUGCUUCCCCGUUCCAGUUAUCCCCUCACUCAGUACGGCUCUUUAUGGCAAGAUGAUCAAGUUUCCCAAAUACUGGACCAAGCGAACUCAUGUCCCACUAACAGAAUGCAUAUUUGAGCUUCCUAAUUUGACACUUCAAGCAACUAGAGCUCAAACCCUUCUGCUUCAGACUAUUUAUCAGAGCUGGUGUCAUCCUGCUGGAAAUGUCAGUUCGGUGGUGGUAAAUGAAGCUUUACUGAAUGAGGUUUUCCAAACUUCAG
This is a messenger RNA of Apaloderma vittatum (bar-tailed trogon), 1312 nucleotides long. RefSeq names its product vacuolar protein sorting-associated protein 13B-like. The record is from RefSeq and is a predicted model, not a curated record. The annotation marks the transcript as partial. Lineage: Eukaryota; Metazoa; Chordata; Aves; Trogoniformes; Trogonidae. The transcript is spliced from 9 exons.